UCAGUCCUCACUCGACGCUUAGAUCAGAAAAGCUGGAAGAGAUGCUAAUCUUAUUUAUAUAUAUAUUUCAUAAUAUUAUUUCUUUCUAUCGACGCGUUGAAGUUUGAUAGUUCUCGUUCUUUUUAUAUUACCAUUUCUAUUAAACUUUUAGAGGAUUACAAGCCGUGGCAUAUGACCAUAUACAGUUAUAGCUAAGUAAACAAUCAUCAUCUUUUGGGCAAUAGGAUUCAGAUGAACCAGAAACGAAUCAAACAGCUUGGAAAAAAUUAGUUUUUUUUUGUUCUAAACUUGGUCCUUCGGCUGGACUCAACCUUGUUAGUUGUGAACUGGAUGCCAUGGUUUCCUGAAGCCAUGUCUUGUAAAUCCAAAGUUGCUCCCAGUGUUGAUUUUGACCACAGCUGCUCUGACAGUGUUGAGUAUUUGACACUCAACUUCGGGCCUUUUGAGACCGUCCACCGCUGGAGGAGGCUGCCUCCAUGUGAUGAGUUUGUGGGUGCAAGGCGUAGCAAACACACUGUUGUGGCAUACAGAGAUGCCAUCUACGUCUUUGGAGGAGACAAUGGCAAGAACAUGCUUAAUGACUUGUUGCGGUUUGACGUGAAGGACUGCUCAUGGUGUCGGGCAUUUACUACUGGCACCCCACCAGCGCCAAGAUACCACCACUCUGCUGUUGUGUAUGGAAGCAGCAUGUUUGUGUUUGGUGGCUACACUGGAGACAUCUAUUCAAACUCUAACUUGAAAAACAAAAAUGAUCUAUUUGAGUACAAGUUUGCCACCGGGCAGUGGACAGAAUGGAAGGUGGAGGGACGUCUGGUUGCCAGAUCAGCUCAUGGAGCGACGGUCUAUAAUGACAAACUGUGGAUUUUUGCUGGAUAUGAUGGAAAUGCCAGGCUAAAUGACAUGUGGACCAUAAGUCUUCAGGAUCGUGAGCAGGCAUACUGGGAAGAGAUUGAACAAAGUGGUGAAAUCCCACCUUCCUGUUGUAACUUCCCAGUAGCUGUAUGUCAGGAUAAGAUGUUUGUCUUCUCCCAAUAUGAUUGUAAGAGUAAACUGGAAUGCAAUGAGGAGAGUGAAGAGUCUGGCUCAGGCAGUCAGAAGGACAGCUCUGGAAGGUCCUCAAGGGGUCCUCCUUUAUUGGAAGUGUCAAUCAGAGAGGCAGACGCGCAACCAUUUGAGGUUUUAAUGCAGUUCCUGUACACUGAUAAGAUACAGUACCCACGUAGAGGUCAUGUCCAGGAUGUGCUGUUGAUCAUGGACGUUUAUAAACUCGCUCUGAGUUUUAAACUGUCCAGACUGGAGCAGCUCUGUGUGCAGUACAUUGAGGCAUCGGUCGAUCUGCAGAAUGUCCUGAGUGUGUGUGAAAACGCAAACAAACUUCAGCUGGACCAGCUCAAGGAACACUGCCUGAACUUUGUGGUGAAGGAGAGUCACUUCAACCAGGUGAUCAUGACCAAAGAGUUUGAGCACCUGUCCACUCCGCUAAUCGUGGAGAUAGUGAGACGCAAACAGCAGCCUCCUCCCAGAGUCUAUUCGGAUCAGCCGGUGGAUAUAGGCACGUCUCUGGUACAGGACAUGAAGGCUUGUCUGGAGGGGGCGGGCCAUGAGUUCUGUGACAUCAUCCUUUUGCUAGAUGGUCAUCCACGCCCUGCACAUAAGGCCAUACUUGCUGCUCGCUCCAGUUAUUUUGAGGCCAUGUUCCGCUCCUUCAUGCCAGAGGACGGGCAGGUGAACAUUUCAAUAGGUGAGAUGGUUCCUAGUACACAGGCCUUUGAGUCCAUGCUGCGCUACAUUUAUUAUGGGGACGUCAACAUGCCUCCAGAGGACUCCCUAUACCUGUUUGCAGCACCUUAUUACUACGGUUUCUCCAACAACAGACUUCAGGCCUACUGCAAGCAAAAUCUGGAGAUGAACGUAACUGUAGAAAAUGUCUUGCAGGUACUUAGACUUCUUUCAAACUACACAGAGGAAGUUGGCAUUCACUGCAAAGCCUUCGAGUCUUUUUUAGCCCUUCCACUAGACACUUUAGCUUCACGGGUUCUCAUGUGCAUUUCCAUCGCGACGGGAUUCCUCGGUGUGGCGGCUGCUUUUUUCGGACUCCAAGGUGUUGAGAUUGGUGCCGGGCGGGAGAGGAUGAAGAGGACGCUGCUCAUCCUCGGUGGAGUGUUUAUCGUUGUGUCGGGGAUCACGACCCUUGCACCUGUUUCGCUAAUGGCGUACAUAAUGGUAGUGAAGUUCUGGGAUGAGAAUCUUCCGGAUGUGAUGCCCAGGUGGGAGUAUGGAGAGGCCAUGUUUUCUGCCUGGUUUGCUGGACUUCUUUUAGUUGUUGGAGGGGCUUUUCUUUUUGUUGCUGUUUGCAUGGGCGAUCAUGAAGCAAAGCUGCGAAGUAAAAUUCUCGCUCUCAAUCAAGAACAACGCCCGAGAACUCAGCAUUACAGAAAGACGGAAAUCAUAUAG
Sinocyclocheilus grahami is the source of this 2454-nucleotide messenger RNA. Its product is annotated as leucine-zipper-like transcriptional regulator 1. Bases 331 to 2454 code for a protein of 707 amino acids. Gene Ontology annotation, molecular function: protein binding. Lineage: Eukaryota; Metazoa; Chordata; Actinopteri; Cypriniformes; Cyprinidae. Gene Ontology annotation, cellular component: Golgi apparatus; membrane. The record is from RefSeq and is a predicted model, not a curated record. The transcript has 15 exons.